GUCAUGGUGAACAUGCUAUAUAAUCAGUUUACAAACUAUGCUUCCUAAUACUAGUAUCUGUCGCCUUGUAACGCUUUCACUGCUGGCGUUAUUUGCACCAUCUGCAUUCGCAACAAAUGCGAAAGUCUUGAUCUAUUCAGCUACAGAAGAUUUUCGACACGAUUCCAUACCUACCGCAAUACAAGCUCUCCAGUCCAAGGGACCGUCGUUCGAUAUUCAGUUCGAAACCACCGAAGACAAGGCUCAAUUCACGGACCAGUAUCUAGCUCGAUACGACGCUCUUCUGUUCUUGGAUAACACUGGAGAAGUCCUAGAUGAUUUAGGCAAAGCUGCUUUACAAAAAUAUCUAGACUUGGGCGGAAACUUUAUAGGCAUCCAUGCCGCUUCAGAUUGUCUGAGAAAUACUACUUUUUACGGGCAUGAAGUUGGCGCUUUCUUUGACUAUCAUCCUGCGCUUCAGAAUGCCACGGUUGACGUUAUUGAUUCUUCCCAUCCUAGUACGAGCAUGCUUCCAGCUCAAUGGCACGUACAAGACGAGAUGUACAACUUUAAGUCUGAUCCGAGAACGAUUGGUGCCACGAUAAUCCUCUCUGCGAACGAGUCCAGUUACAUUGAUACAGGGACUCGCCUUAAUCAAGGAACUCCUCAUCCUACUGCUUGGUUCCAGGAGCGCGGCGCCGGUGCAGAGAGCAAUGGAACUGCUGGACGUAGCUUUUACACCAGCUUGGGUCAUCUGAAUGAAACUUGGCAGGAUGAAUUGUUUUUGGCACAUGUUUUUGGCGGAAUUACAUGGACAUUACAAUCAAACACAACCCUGGCGUUCAACACUUCUGCUGAAGUUGGAAACCCGUCAGUUUCUGUCGAUCCUACGAGUAGUUCAUCCUCAACAACUGGCACUUCUACCUCGUCAUCGUCCGCCGUCAUUUCUGUGCCGCCAAUAGACGUGCUGCCACUGAAAUUUAUGGUCCUCAGCAUUAUAGCCGCAACUUUCUUCCCAUGGCUUUCAUCUUUUUAUCUUGGUCGCUUCGUAUUAACCGCUUAUUUUUGACUUGUUCUCUACCUCGAGGGAAGGAAAGGAAAACCGACAUGGCCCGUGCUACAUACCUUGCGCCAUUAUGUAUGCCACGGAGGACUCUCGGAAGUUUCUAUUUUCACGCGACGUUGCCAAUGAGAUAAUCGUUUCUUUUAUUCUACAUAGGACGAAGCAAGGGCGUUCCCACCUGUUCUUGGAUGAAAUCUAUUGCUCAGCACAACUGAAAUAAAGUUCAGCCUAAAGCAGUCCCCUUGAUGAGGUUCACACUGACUGUGUGACCCCAUCUAUCUAUCUAUCUGACAACCUAUAGAGGGCUUGGUCA
Molecule: messenger RNA, 1355 nt
Organism: Lentinula edodes (shiitake mushroom)
Lineage: Eukaryota; Fungi; Basidiomycota; Agaricomycetes; Agaricales; Omphalotaceae
Product: trehalose utilization-domain-containing protein
Exons: 9
Coding region: 38-1048 (336 amino acids)
Source: RefSeq, a predicted model, not a curated record